This is a messenger RNA of Saccostrea cuccullata (small rock oyster), 1607 nucleotides long. RefSeq names its product hsc70-interacting protein-like. NCBI's taxonomy places the organism in Eukaryota, Metazoa, Mollusca, Bivalvia, Ostreida, Ostreidae. Bases 149 to 1372 code for a protein of 407 amino acids. Gene Ontology annotation, molecular function: Hsp70 protein binding; protein dimerization activity. The transcript has 13 exons. The record is from RefSeq and is a predicted model, not a curated record.
CAAAUUAUAUGUGCCAUCUAAACAUAUUAAUAGGCAUAUUUUUCUGUCUCUUUUGGUUUCCAUUAAAAAAAUCUGGAAAUUUCUGCAACGCUGAACGCGUGCCUAACUUUGUUUUUUGUAUUGGUGUUUUUAAGAUUGAGCUGUAGCCAUGAGUGCUGAACGAAUGUUACAGCAGAUUGGACUUCUUCAGGAGUUUGUAAAACUCUGUAAGGGGGACCCAGACAUCUUACACCAAAAGGAACUCAAGUUCUUCAAAGAUUGGCUGGAAGGUAUGGGUGCCACUGUCCCUCCCCCGACAGAACCCGAAGAAACUCCCAAGCAACCUAAGGAAGAAGAGAAACAAGAAACAAAGCCAGAGCCAGCACCAGCGCCUGAACCAGAACCAGAGAGUGAAGAGAGUGAUCUAGAGCUGGAUAAUACAGGAGUGAUAGAAGACAAGGAUACAGAGUUACCGGAGGACGGAGACGACUCUAAAGAAGUUACCGAGGAGGAGAUGGACUCAGCCAAUGAAAUGCGAGGACAGGCAAUGGCCGCUUUCAGUGAAGGGAAUUUUGAUGAAGCAUUAAAGUUGUUCACAGAGGCAAUCAAAAUUAAUCCCCAGUCUGCUCUGCUGUAUGCUAAAAGAGCAAGUAUUUUUGUAAAACAGAAGAAACCAAACAAAGCGAUACAUGAUUGUACGAAAGCUAUUCAGUUGAACCCGGACUCUGCUCAACCAUACAAAUGGAGGGGGCGAGCCUAUCAGCUACUGGGGAAAUGGGAGGAAGCCUAUCAUGACCUCACCAUGGCAACCAAGCUGGACUUUGAUGAUUUAGCCAAUGAGUGGCUGCACGAGGUCACACCAAACGCAAAGAAAAUCAUGGAGCACAACAGGAAAUACGAGAGGAAAAGAGAGGAAAAAGAAAUCAAAGCUAGAAAGGAAAGGAUGAGGAAAGCAAAAGAAGAGUAUGAAAGAGCCAAGGCUAGUGCCAGUACUGGUGGAGCAGGAGGAUUUGGGGGAUUCCCAGGUGGUUUUCCAGGCGGUAUGCCAGGUGGUACGGGUGGUAUGCCAGGUGGAUUUCCUGGUGGUAUGCCAGGAGGAAUGGGCGGUAUGCCAGGAGGAAUGGGCGGUAUGCCAGGUGGUAUGGGUGGUAUGCCAGGUGGUAUGGGCGGUAUGCCAGGUGGUAUGGGAGGAAUGCCAGACUUAUCCAAUAUUAUGAAUGACCCAGAAAUUGUUCAGGCUUUCUCUGACCCUGAGGUAGCAGCCGCUUUCCAGGAUAUCAGUCAGAAUCCACAGAACAUGAUGAAGUACCAGAACAACCCCAAAGUCCAGUCUCUCAUCAACAAAAUGGCCGCCAAGUUUGGAGGGAAACCACCGGGUGGACCAACGAUGUAAAGUCAAGCAACUGUUGUGUAGAAAGUAUGAAAGAAGAAUGAAAAACAGAUGUUGUGGACUGUAAAGUUAAAUUUGUAUUCAAUAUAUUUAUAACCAUGCAUGUUUUGCAUUACUUACACUUACAGAUCCUAGCAAGCUAAUUUCAUUUUGAAUUUUUUAAUACCUUUUUAUCCAAGCUUGUAUAAAUUCUGUGUAUGUGUGCUGUAUACAAAAGUUCACUAAAUUGAUCAAUCUA